Betta splendens (Siamese fighting fish) is the source of this 3702-nucleotide messenger RNA. It is a transcript of the gene ncam3, whose product is annotated as neural cell adhesion molecule 3. Gene Ontology annotation, biological process: homophilic cell-cell adhesion; dendrite self-avoidance; axon guidance. The transcript is spliced from 16 exons. Lineage: Eukaryota; Metazoa; Chordata; Actinopteri; Anabantiformes; Osphronemidae. The record is from RefSeq and is a predicted model, not a curated record. Gene Ontology annotation, cellular component: axon; plasma membrane. The coding region runs from base 348 to 2450 and encodes 700 amino acids. Gene Ontology annotation, molecular function: cell-cell adhesion mediator activity.
AAUGCAGAGAAGCCUCUAAUCGCUAACAAAAAGAGAAAUUACAAAAGAAUGCAGAUGCACUGACGUAACCUCCCCUUUGCUUCAUGAAUCACUGAUAGUAAUGCUGACGAGGUUCAUGGAGGGAUGACAGACCCCCGCCCCCUCCUCUCAUCCUCUCGGUCUUUGCCCCACCUCUCAUUCCUGCUCUACUGUCCCUACAGUAUAUAAUGCGUGUCCAUACCUUGCCCCAGUCAUAACCAUCAUACAGUGGGAGAAUCAGCGUCAGCUGUUUGCUUGACAGGUCUGAUCUGUAGCCUUUUGGAGAAUUGAUCUGUCUUUCAGGACUUUUAACCUGCAGCCAGGUGACGAUGAUGAACCAACCAGCUCUCCUCCGACUGGCCUCGCUGCUGCUGCUGCUGCUGCUGGUGUGUAACACAGAUGCCAAGAUGAACAUCAUUGCCUCCAAGCUGGAUGUUGCUGUGGGAGAGGAGCUCUUCCUGUUGUGCAAAGCGGGGGACGAGGGAGACAUAACGUGGCAGAAGGACGGAGAAAAUAUUGACGACGAUGAGAUCGUGUCAAAAGUGGACGAGACGUCCUCUAAGCUGCUCAUUAAAGAGGCCAAACUGGAGGACUCAGGCAAAUACACCUGUCUGUGCGCCUACGACAGCGGCCACCGAGACGACGUGAAAGCCACCGUUUUCGUCUACGAGGGUCCGUCUUUUGGCAGCACCACAACCUACCACGAGUUCCUGGAGGGCUCGGCGGGCGUGGUGCCCUGCCUGGUGAGCGGCCGGCCCGCCGUGCUCGUCCGCUGGUGGAGAGAGAGGCAGGAGUUCACCCCUGAAGGUGCACGCGUGCGCAAGCUGCCCGACAACACGCUCCGCUUUGAAGCGGUGAGGAGGGAGGACGCUGGGACGUACACGUGCCAGGCCCAGUUCAGAGAGCGGCCCAUCGGGUCGCAGCUCUCCGUGUCUGUCGUCGUCAACGCUCCUCCCAAGGUGCGUCUGAGAGAAGAGGUGAAAAAAGUGAUGGCGGGGUCCGAAACCAACGCGACCUUCGUGUGUUUGGUGGACGGUCUGCCGAAACCCAACAUCACCUGGACCAUGCCAGUGACCUUUGACCCUUCGCGUCAUCAGUUCAACUCCGACCGCAGCCAGCUGACUAUCCAGUCUGUCACCAGGGCCGACUUUGGGGAGUACAUCUGCACGGCCACGAACAAGAUAGCGGAGGACAGUGCCACCAUCGUGCUUCAUGUCCUCGAGGCUCCAGAAGUGUUCCUGUCGGCGGAGCAGCAGAGCGUGUCAGUGGGCGAGAGGGUGUCUGUGUCCUGCAACGUGUCUGGUCACCCUCAGCCUGAGCUGCACUGGCUCAACAAGCACAAUGGACGCAAGCUGAUACAGGACUCCACAUCGGGCCGAGUCCGUGUUGCCGACGGCGUCCUGGUGAUAGAGGACGUGGUGCCCUCUGAUGGUGGCCUCUACUCCUGCAUGGCCGUCAGCGCGUCCGGAAAUGCAUCAAGAGACGUGGCCAUACACACGCAGCCCGGUCUGCCUCAGCACCUGUCCGCCUCGCCCGGACCCACCUCGGUCCUCUUCUCCCUCAAGAUCCCGCCCGUCAGCGGAGGAACGCCCAUCACGCACUACGUCCUGCAGUGGCGGCGAGGCGCCGCGGAGCAGUGGAGCGAGGUCAAAGUACCGGCUGCAGGUCCACUGGCUGUGGCCGCGCUGAAGCCGUACACGUCGUACACGGUGCGUUUGGCCGCUCUGAACGCCGUCGGCCUGGGCCAGUUCUCAGACUCGCACAGCGUCCACACGCAGGGAGUCCGAGGUGAACCCGACAGUCCAGUGGUGUUGUCUGAUGAGGUGAAAGUAGAGGGCAACUCCGUCUCCGUCCCCAUCAAACAGAUCGACGACGGCGGGACUCCUCUGCUGCACUUCAUCGUGCGAUACAAACAGGACAAAGUGGGGGCUGAGUGGACGAAGCUGCAGCUGUCGUCUAACACAGACUCCGUGUCCCUCCGAGACCUGGCCUUCAGCUCAGACUACAAGCUGGAAAUGACAGCGGUCAAUGCGAACGGUUCCUCUUUGCCGGCCCUGUUCAACUUCACCACCGCAGAACAACCUGUGAGAGGGAGCAGCAUGACCAAGGGCAGCGUGGUGGGCAUCGUCAUGGUGAUCUUCCUGGUGCUCUUCCUGGUGGUAGACGCCACCUGCUGCUACAGGAACCGCUGCGGCCUGCUCAUGACCAUCGCCGUGAAGCUGUUCGGACAGAAAAUCCCAGGCCUGAAAAUGCUGGAGGAGGGAGAGAGCAACACGAACGGAGAGGUGACGCUAAAGAGUGUAUCCACUCCAAGAGGCAGUUUUCAGCACACAGGGGUUCAGACAGUCACCAAGGAGGGAGGGCAGCUCAAAGAAGUCACCUGUGACAAAGCCCCCCUCACCAGACAUGAGAAAGCACAGAACAUCGCAUGAAGCUGCAAAGUGGAGAAGCAACAAACACACAAUGAACAGUACAAUCACCUGGUUGCGGUCAACGAUGCACUGGAGCUACAGCAGCUGCCACGGGAGCGGUCAACACAGCGACACUGACGAGCGUCCUCAGAGCACAGUGUCUGUUUCACACCUCGGUGCAGACGAAGGGAGACAAGGCCUCAGUGAACCGGUCCUCUGCUCCCAGGGUCCAGGUCGCACUGAGGCCGACUCACACAGGAAGCUGUGGUAUUUGCUGGCUGCUUGAUGUCACCUGCGUGACUUUAAAGACAAAACGUCUUUUUUACAGGGUAAUUUUGAUAUCUGUGUUUUUACAGGGUAAAGUUGUUGCUAGUGUUAAAUAUGCAAGCAAAUGUUUGCAUAUGACCUUUACAAAAACCAGUUAAAGGGACUUUUCAUGUAUUUUUCACUUUUUGCUAAUUUGCACUGUCUGGUAAACUGUAACUAGGACUGUCCACUUACAGGGGAGGACACAGCAGCAAUAUUUAUUAUAUUACCAGCAAUAAUAGGCAUAUAUUCCAAACUAAAUAGACUAAUAUGCAAAUUGUUUUGUAUUCAUGAUGAGUUAUUUCACCAAAUAUUCAAAUAUGUUCACCUGAACAUCUCAAAUAUUUACAAUAUUUCAGCUGCAGCUAAGAAUGUGCUUUAAUAUAAAAAUAAGCAUGUUUGCUAUUUAUCUGAACUGAUAAUAAGUUUGGAUAUUAUCUAAACCUUAUGGUCAACACUGUAAAUAGUUGUACAUACACUUGAUUUUUGUGUUUGCUAAAACAUUCUUUGUGUCAUUUUGCUUCUGUUGGUUUAUUCACACAUUGGUUUUCCUUUGGACCGAUGUUCAUAUAUUUAAACUGAAUAAAAGCUUGAGUAACUGUCACCUCCACUUAAAGAUGGAUUAUGAAGGUAUUUGAUUUACAGUGUCACACAAAAACAGUGUCACAUUUCCAGAGCCGCCUUUCCUUGCUGUGAUGUUUACAUUAGUGUGAGCUCUGAACUGUCUUAUGACAAACGAUCAGAUGAUGAACAUAAAACUUAAAGAGGAAAAGCAGAGUCCUUCAGGCAAAAAUAACUUGAGUUGAACAAUCACAUGUUAGUGUUUAUAGCUGCUUAAAUCUUAUAACUACAGUAUGUGAUAAAGGCACGUCAUCUUCAAGUAAACCGUAGUAAAGGUCAAGUGUUAAUGAGUCACGAGUUAUUCUUCAAGUGUAGUCUAACUUUUUAAAGACACGUGUAUGCUUAU